AUGACUGGGAGAGGAAAUAUUACAGAUGUCACCUAUUUCAUCCUCUUGGGGUUCUCAGAUUUCCCCAGAAUCUUAACAGCUCUGUUCGUUGUCUUCUUGUUUACCUACAUUACAACUGUGACUUGGAAUCUGAGCCUCAUUAUCUUAAUAAAGAUGGAUUCCCACCUCCACACACCCAUGUACUUCUUCCUCAGUAACCUAUCCUUCAUAGAUAUCUGCUAUGCGACCUCCACAGCCCCAAAGAUGCUCUCCAAAUUCUUCCAAGAGAAGCAAAUGAUCACCUUUGUGGGUUGCGCUGUUCAGUACUUCAUCUUUUCAACCAUGGGACUGAGUGAGUCUUGUCUCAUGACAGCCAUGGCUUAUGACCGAUAUGCUGCCAUCUGUAAUCCACUUCUCUAUUCAUCAAUCAUGUCACCCGCCCUCUGUGUGCGAAUGCUGCUGGGGUCCUAUAUGGCUGGUCUCUCUGCUUCUUUAUCUCAAUUGUGUGUCAUCCUUCAGCUCCACUUCUGCGGGCCUAAUACCAUCAACCACUUCUUCUGUGACCUGCCCCAACUCUUAGCCCUGUCUUGCGCUGACACUUUCUUUGUACAUAUCAUGACUGCUAUAUUAACACUGAUCUUUGGGAUAGUAAAUGCCUUUGUGAUCAUGAUAUCUUAUGUCUAUAUUGUCAUCUCCAUCAUGAAGAUCACGUCAGCUAAAGGCAGGUCCAAGGCUUUCAACACCUGUGCUUCUCACCUGACAGCAGUUAGCCUCUUCUAUACCUCAGGCAUAUUUGUCUAUUUGACGUCCAGCUCUGGCGGUUCCUCCAGCUUCGACAGAUUUGCAUCGGUCUUCUACACUGUGUUGAUUCCCAUGUUGAAUCCCUUGAUUUACAGUCUGAGGAAUAAGGAAAUCAAAGGUGCCUUGAACAGGUUGCGAAAACACAAGGGGUGUUGCUGA
Molecule: messenger RNA, 939 nt
Organism: Pteropus alecto (black flying fox)
Lineage: Eukaryota; Metazoa; Chordata; Mammalia; Chiroptera; Pteropodidae
Product: olfactory receptor 5AN1
Exons: 1
Coding region: 1-939 (312 amino acids)
Biological process (GO): sensory perception of smell; G protein-coupled receptor signaling pathway
Cellular component (GO): membrane
Molecular function (GO): odorant binding; olfactory receptor activity; G protein-coupled receptor activity
Source: RefSeq, a predicted model, not a curated record